Stomoxys calcitrans (stable fly) is the source of this 765-nucleotide messenger RNA. RefSeq names its product trypsin-like. The transcript has a single exon. The record is from RefSeq and is a predicted model, not a curated record. The coding region runs from base 1 to 765 and encodes 254 amino acids. Lineage: Eukaryota; Metazoa; Arthropoda; Insecta; Diptera; Muscidae. Gene Ontology annotation, molecular function: serine-type endopeptidase activity. Gene Ontology annotation, biological process: proteolysis.
AUGUUCAGUAUCGUAGUUAUUUUCGUCUUGUCCACCAGCGUUUUUGCGGGUCCUUUGCUCCAUGGAAGGCAUGGUCGCAUUGUCAACGGCGUGGAGACUACCAUUGAGAAACAUCCCUACCAGGUCUCUUUGCUAACCUAUUCGGGUGGCCAUUUCUGUGGUGGCGCCCUCAUCAGUGAAGACAUCAUUGUGACCGCUGCCCAUUGCAUGCUGGCCUAUUCAGCUAAGCAAGUAAGAGUGCGUCUAGGGUCAAACGAAUACGAGAAAGGUGGUGAAUGGGUGGCGGUCAAGUCUUUAAAAUACCAUGAAGGUUUCAACCCCUUGUCCAUGAUGAACGAUAUUGCUGUCAUCAAAAUGUCCAGCCCGGUGAGGCAAUCGGCCAAGAUUCGUUACAUUCCCAUGGCCACUAAGACCCCUGCUACUGGUACUUCUGCCAUGGUUACUGGCUGGGGGGUUCAGUGUUUUUUGACUUGCACCACCAAGUCAAAGAUUUUGAAAGAAGUUGAUGUGAAUAUUAUUAAUGAGAAGGACUGUGCUUCCAGCGAAUACAAAUAUGGUUCCACAGUCAAGCCUACCAUGGUCUGCGCCGCUGCCCCCGGUAAGAGCAGUUGCCAAGGUGAUUCUGGUGGUCCUUUAGUUGCCGAAGGCAAGUUGGUUGGCAUAGUGUCGUGGAGUGUCGGCUGUGGCAGUGAUGGUUUUCCCGGUGUUUAUGCUGAUGUUCCCUCUUUACGAGCCUGGAUAGAAAAGACGGCCAAGGAAUUAUAA